This is a messenger RNA of Laetiporus sulphureus 93-53, 1444 nucleotides long. RefSeq lists its product as uncharacterized. Bases 20 to 1063 code for a protein of 347 amino acids. NCBI's taxonomy places the organism in Eukaryota, Fungi, Basidiomycota, Agaricomycetes, Polyporales, Laetiporaceae. The transcript is spliced from 4 exons. The record is from RefSeq and is a predicted model, not a curated record.
UCUCAGACGUUACUCGAGAAUGACUACAAAAGAGUCACGAGUGGAAGGAAUAGUCAUGGUAUGGAUUGAAAUCUUUCCCCCCUUCUCGCACGAGAACACUACGCAAGGCGACGCGGACGAGUCCAACUUCUCGUCAAGUUGCAUUCAACUCCCAUGCCUUCAGAUUCCUAAGACCCACAUCACCAACUUCUGCAGAAAACCGUACAAGUGGAUUCGAUUUAUCACGGGUGCUGUCGCCGGGGCCGCAGGUAUGCUGAAGUGGAAAGACGGAGAGGAGGUCGACUACAAUGCUGAGCUCACUCCGGGAGACACGGAUAUCUACUUUUUCAUUGACUCUGCAGAACGUGCACGGGCUUUUUCCGUCGAUCCUGAUCUUGCCAAUGCCUACGUCACUUCAGGCGCCACCAGCACGCGAAGAGCUGAAUUCGAAGACGAACUUCGAGAGCGGGAUGGGGCCACUUGCGUGGUGACUCGAAUGCCCGCGGAAUUAUGUGAAGCGUCACACCUAAUCAGCCAUAACAAAGGAGACGAGUACAUAGAUGUAUUGACGAGAAAUUGCGGUCGCGAUCCUGACAAUGCCGACCACAUUGACGAUAUCGACGAUUGCCGGAACGGACUAUAUCUUUACAUGUCGUUACACAGACAGCGCGGAAGCAGAGACAUUGGUUUCCUUGUGACACCGAACUUGGCGAUGUCCUCCAAUGACAUGAACCCUGAAUGGGAUGCAGAUCAGCCCCAAUGGGUAUUCCACGACUUCCGUGGCACCCUUGAUCCUUCUCCCGAGUUCUCCAUCCCGGCAUAUGGCAUGACUCAUCCGCAUAAUCAACCCAUCAGGAUCCCGGAAGGUCGAAACGACUGGCCUCCUCGCGUCCUCUUCGACGCGGUGUACGCGUCGGUGAUUAUGAAGUACUUUUCUCACAAGGAAUUUGUGGACUUCGUCAACGCGCAUUGGAAAGACCGCUAUAAUCAGCGCGAGGUGACUGCUACGUGUAGUAACGGAGGCAAGGCGAAACGAGAUGCCAAGAGAAGAGAGAAAAAGGCAACGAAAAUUCGAGAGAAGUGAACGAGCGCCUAAGCCAAACUGUGAAGAGACCGAGCCUGACGAGUUCGAUUACCUCCUGAGAUUCAGGCAGUUAGUACGCAGACAGAAAAUCAGGGUGGAACUGCAGGGACUCGAGGAAGCUCGGCACACAGCGGAAGAAGAGAAACGCCGCGAACUGGAGCAUGUUGUAGGCAGUUGGCGGGAUCGCAUCGAGCCAUGAACGUGAACAUCCGCAUAUCACACGCAGCCUAUUUCACGGCCACAAGACUGUUUACGGUAUCUGUGAUAUCGGCUCAAGCCUCGUAUACAAUACACCAGAUCUCGAUUGCUGUAGACGAUAGUCAGUCUACUGCUCGCUUUUGAUAUUUCCAGCCCUGGCCAACUUAAUUACCUUUCUCGCCC